AUGGCAUCCACAACCUUACUCCUCGCCCUCCUGCUCACCAGCUGGUUCCUCAUUGCCAUCCUCAUCCUCAUCCUCACCCUCACCAUCUUCUUCCUCAAGGAGACCUAUACCAUCCGCCUCCAAGUUGACUGGAUCCCCACUCCCGUCACCACCCCCAUCACCAAACAAGCCCUCAACUGGGCAAAUAAUGGAGCACAAGUAACGUCCCCAGUUGAGUUAACACCUACCCCCUUUACUGACCUCCUCAGUGCCCUUCUGGGCUUCUUCCUCACCACCCUCCUCUCCAUCCUCGCCCUCGCCCUCAUCGUCCCCCUCACCCUUCAUCUCACCAUCUGGCAUCUAGAGAGGGAACACCAGUGGGCGUUCAACAUCGCCGCCACUGCCCAACGCCCCCUCCCACAUACAACUACCACCCUCCCCGUCAUUGCUGCCAACCGCGACAGCAACAAUCCCACUCAAGUAUACUUUGAGUACAUAAGGGAGCAUCAAGAUUAG
Molecule: messenger RNA, 495 nt
Organism: Fibroporia radiculosa
Lineage: Eukaryota; Fungi; Basidiomycota; Agaricomycetes; Polyporales; Fibroporiaceae
Exons: 2
Coding region: 1-495 (164 amino acids)
Source: RefSeq, a predicted model, not a curated record